AAUAGAUAAGGUAAACUGUCUUGUAUCUUGAUUCUUGAGUAAAGCUUCAAAUCGUUUUGUAAUUAACCUCUUGAGAAUCCUUACAGCUUAUUUUCCCUAAUCCUUUGAAAUUUCUUAGGUACUUUUGAAUUUGCAAAAAAACCCAAAAAAAACUGCAGAUUUGAUUCACUUUUUGAUGAAAUUGGUGUUAAUUUGAUGGUAUGAUAUCAAAUUCAUCAAACGUGAAUCAAAUCAAAUUGGUGUUAAAAAAAAAACAUGUCUUUAUACGAACCCAUGAUAGCAAAUGCUUAGGCCUCUCUCUGAUCAGAUUUGUACGAACCCAUGAUAGCAAAUGCUUAGGCCUCUCAUCUGUUUGGUAUUGACUGCCAUAAGAAAGUUUCUGGAGGCCGCAAAUGGAAGAGAAACUUCUGCAGGGUUACAAGCAAGGAAGUGGUAUAGUAUGUAGCUGCUGCGAUACAGAGGUAACACGCUGAAUGCAGUGACUAAUGUAAAUUGACAUUCUUUCUUUCUGGCAAUUUUUUAGCAUUAGUGGGCUGCUCUUUUUGGAUCAAAGAAUUCUAUAAUAUAUGGGCUUUUCCCCUUCCUUUCUUGUUAGCUAGGGUUAGUUUAUUGGUGUAUAUAUAUAUUCAAGAUCGGCAGCUUUCUUCUCUCCUACUAUCAUACUUGAGGUUUAUUUUCUUCUCUGUCAAAUUAACAUACACACUACAAUGGGAGAUUCACAGGAUGUGAAAGCUAAAGGUCAGUAUAACCAGUGGUUAGAACAUGAAAGCAAGAUGUUAGUCCAGAUGCUAGUGGAUGCAAUCAAUCAGGGUUUUUGUGAUGGUAAUGGAAAGUUCAGUAAAUUAACCGUGGAGACAAGAGUGUUACCGACACUAAACCAAAAUCUUGGCAUUAACAAAAGCUUCAAGGAGUAUAAAAAUAGGUUAAAGAUCUUGAAGAAUAAGUACAAUGGCUUGUCAGAUCAUUUUCGUUUUAGUUCUGGUUUUGGGUGGGACCCUAAAACGAAGAAAUUCACUGCUCCAGAUGAAGUAUGUGCUGACUAUUUGAAGGCUCAUCCAGGUAAAACAAAUCUGCGUGAUGACUCAUUUGAAGAUUUUGGAGAUUUACGAAUGAUUUUUGAAUCAAAUACUGCUACUGGAAGGAAUGCUGUGGGAUUAAGUGAUGCCAUUGAUACAAAUACAUAUGACGUUAGAGAGCAUGAAGGGACAACUAAUUCAAGUCGUGACCAAAUAAUAGAAGAUGAAGAAAUAGCAUAUGAAGAAACAUCUGUUCAAGAAGUUUUCUCUGCAUUAGAGACAAGAAGAGGGGGAAAGCUACCUCCAAGAAAGAAGGCUAGAACUGAAACUGAUGCACUUAACUCAAACAAGGCUGUUGAUGAACUGCAAGAUUCAGUUCAGCAGAUUUUUGGCAUGAUACAAAAAAGAUGGGAAAAGGAAAAUGAAGAAAAAGAAGCUGAGGACAAAGCUAAUAACGUGUGGGAUGCUAUCAAAGAAAUUCCUGAUUUGGAUGAUGGUUUGUGUUAUGAGGCCAUGACAUUGGUUCACAGCUUAGGUAUGAAAUAUGGAUUCGUCCAUAUGUCUAUAGCAGAUCGCAAGGGAUGGAUUCUAGGAAACCUUUGUAAACCAUGAGAUUGAAGUUGAAUGCAUCAACAAAAAUUGAAGAGGGUUUUUAUUUUAUUUAAUAGUUUUCGUUUUCAAAUUAGCAAUACCUUAUGAGCUCUCUUUUUAUUUUAUUUUUGAUUUAAGUCAUUUCUUCCUUUUAAA
Molecule: messenger RNA, 1763 nt
Organism: Camelina sativa (false flax)
Lineage: Eukaryota; Viridiplantae; Streptophyta; Magnoliopsida; Brassicales; Brassicaceae
Source: RefSeq, a predicted model, not a curated record